UGUACUAGGCAUUGAUGUUGCGUUGCCCUUGACUCCCUCUAUCUAAUUACUGUUUUUAAAAGUUAUUUGUGAAUAUUUUACUGAAAUUGUAUGUCUCCACAUUGCUUUCUUCCGUAUAUAUGUUUUAGACAGUGAAAUUUGUGGGUGUUAAACUGCUGUGUUCUUUAUUUUGUGUAGCGUCACCUGACUGAACUCAUUGUCAUUUCCCGCCAUUGUGGCCUGUGAAUUUAUUAUUACUAAGAUUUUCUGUGCGUGCCCCUCAAUAUUUAGAUGAAUAUUAAAUAAUUAGUGCACCUAAGUUAUGUCAUUACACGGUAAUGACGUUUGUUUGCUAGAAGUGGAAGACUAUAACUUAUACGAAGAAGAGGCAUCUGAUCACGCUUUGACCAGUGACAAGCAUCCAGGAUCAGGAAGAAAGACAAUGGAGGCUGAAAAGCGGAUUCGAAGAGAAAUUGCUAACAGCAAUGAACGUCGACGAAUGCAGAGUAUUAAUGCUGGCUUCCAAGCACUACGUACUCUGUUACCACGUCAUGAGGGAGAAAAGCUAAGCAAAGCUGCCAUACUACAGCAGACAGCUGAAUAUAUUUACAACUUGGAACAAGAAAAAACGAGACUUCUUUCUCAGAAUUGUCAAUUGAAGAGAUUGUUAAAUCAACACGAAGGAGGUGAAAUACCCCUGAAGAAGAGAAAAGGAGAUAUUAUCACUCAUGUGCCAGCCAUAAUUCCAGACUCUACUGAAGAUACUUUAACCACAUCCAGAUCACCUGAGCCAGUGGCUGUGAUAUCUGUGACAAGUGUUUCACAGAAAAAAGAAGUGGAAAGCAGUGAAUUACGAGUUCAGCUGGAUCGUGAACGGAGACUUCGACGGCACCUGGAAGAGCGUUUACAUUCACUUGAAGCUCAAAUUUACCCAAACAGUACCCACGAAUUAAGUCGUCCUGUAAUUCAUUUUGAACAAACUGACAUUGCAGAAUGUAAAUUGGAAAGUGAGGAAGUAGAGCCGCCCCCCGUUGAGCCCGCCGUUGUAGCAGCACCGUUACUAGAAGCCGCCAUAAAAGCAGAGCCACGUGUUGAAGUAGAAGUUCUUCCUGAUGCAACUCAUGAUGCACCAUCACGACUCUAUCUCGCGAGCACUAGUCGACAGAAUUUGGAAACUAUUGUGGAGGCCAUUCGUCACCUUGAGGGUGAUCAUUUGUUCCGCGAAGAAGCUGGUGAUGCACCUCUAGCUCUCACUAAGAAGGCAGAACAUCCACCACCUCCAAGACCUGGUGUAAUUGUUGUGAAGCAUUCGUGAUUGCAUUUUUCUUGUUUAGGACUUUAAGCUCGUAAUUUGCUUCAGCUUAGCGAGCACUCCUGACCCUCCUCGAAUAUAGUUUUAAAUUUUUAGUUAUUUAAAAUCUUUUCCAAAGUGACGAAUCGAUAAGUCUGCGUCUUUGUUUAUUUUUAUAACGCAUUGAAGUCGAAUCGAUAAGUGGUAUAGAAUUAGCUGGAUGCGUUGUCGCGUAUGCCGAACGGCGCUGUGCUUAGUUUAGUCUCAAAUGUAAUUAUAUUAAAUUUUAUGUUAAUUUGGCUGUAUGCAGCAUGUGUUGAUGGAAAGAGGAUUGACUGACUUGUGUAAGAUUAGAUGAUGAAGGAUUUAGUACACCAUGCCGCGUGCCAAUAUGAUUUAAUUUCAUAAGGCAAUAUUUUUAAAAUGGAAUGUAUAAUAGGAGUGAAAAUUUACUGCAUUAAAUAUAACUUUGGCUAUCCACUAAUUGGCAUAGUCAUAUAAAUGAUAAUGGAGGCUUACUAGUAAAGUACUAAAGGGUACUGGAUUGUUCUUUAUUGAAAACAUAUGGCUUAUGUAGAAAACCCUGCACUGAGCAUUUUACAGUAAAAAAAUUGAUCACUGUUAACUUUUCCAGCUUAAGGCAGAUUGCAGGGUAUGCAGCAGGCAUGCGGCGAUAAAAAGUUUUGACUUACUCAGUUAUUAAUUAAUUUAAUAUUAAAUCUCGAUACUAUUUUAAUUAAUGUAUGAAAAAGUCACAUGAUGUAAAUUUUGUAGGUGCAUAGUUAAAUAAUAAUGGUGUUUUGGAUUAGUCACUAAAUUUGACCCUCAUCAACAUUAUGUUGGUGUGCCAUUUGUAUUAGUAUACAUAAUAAAAUCCUUGCGACAGGAUACUCUGACUUCAAAAUAAUAGCAGAAAAUCACUUCGACAUUUAUAGAAUCUAUAAUUAUAAUAAUGUAUUGACAAAUAUUUAUCCAGUGUUGCUUCUUUUUUGUUCAUGUUAGAUAGAAUGCCCAGUGUAAUGCGUAUUUGAUAUGUGUCAUUAGUAAAUUAUAGGCGCUUUAUGCAGCCAACCCUAAAUUAUAGAUACAGAAAUUUUAGAGCAUUCCAUGUUGUUAAAUUCUCAUUGAAGAGAAUAUCUCAUGCAGAAUACUGCAUGAGAUAAUUUAUUGGAACACAAGUUAAUGAUGUAUUUAUUGUAUUCAAUUUAACUGAUAGUAUAAUUAUGUAUUGCUUCAUAUAAGCAUUCUUUAAUUGAAACUCUACUUUUAGGUCUUAAUCAGUUAGGAUUUAUAGAUAGAUAGUGUAGUUGACAACAAGUAACUCUGUUACUAAACACCCCAUUUUACAGAAUGUUUCAUUUAACAUUGUUUUUUUGAAAGAACAACAUGUAUCAUGUCAAAAGUGGGAUAAAAUAAUUAAUUCCUAAUAAUAUAAUCUAUAAACAGGCACUUGAUCUAAAUAUAUUUUGACACCGAUUUUCAAUCAAGUUAUUCAUAUUGGAAUUACUGUUAUUAUUCUUCUGUACCAAAUAGGUGACGAUAUAAUCUACCCUUGGGAUUUAAAAGAUUAAAGUGGACAAUCAUGUUUCACUUUUACUUUAUAAGAGUUAAGAUUCACAGUUUUUACAUUUUCUGUGACUUAGGUUAUAUAAUUCUAUACAGUGAUUAGUUAACAUUCGCUUUAAUGUGCUGACAUUUUUUUGUUAAAAAUGUGAAAUGCUGUGCUCUUUUGUUAAUAUUUUUCAUUUGUAAGUUUUGAAUGUAUUUUAAGUUUGACUCAGCAACAGAGUGGAUGAACAAGUACAACGCAUUACAGACUUCAUAAUGUUAUGGUCUUGUCUUGUCCAUGAAACCAUAUGAAUUUUUAAGACUGAUCAAUUCAAUAUUAAGUUAUGCUAGUUGAAAGUCACCAUAUUGAUAGAAUAAUGUGUGUGUGUGUGUGUUACGUUUAUGUAGCUAUUUAUAUGUAUGUAUGUUGUGAUAUUGUAGUCCAAAAUUGUAUUGUGAACCUGGUAAUUUUACAGAGAUCAACAAUACUGUUAACAUUAGCAAUAAAAUGUCAAUCAUACCUUAUGGUAGGUGCAUGUAGUCAAAUUUUAUGUGUAGAUAAGUUUUCCAUUAUGAAAAUUUAAAAUAUAUUUAUACACGAGAGAUCUCUCUAACUCUAUCAGGUUAUUAAGUGUUGUGGUGUGAUACAGCGUAUUCAGUGUAUGUAGUGUAUGUAUUUAAUAGGAUUCUAAUUACAUAGCACUCUGAACACAAACUCAGUUAAACUAGUUGAAAAAAAUCAUAAUUGUAUAAUAUAUUUAUGUGACAUUACCGAUGAUGAGCCUAAACACUUAAAUGUCUGUCUGGUAGAUAUAAUUAAAAUUUGCCAGUUUAUUAUUUUUUUGUGGAAUGUCAAACUUUCAAUGAUGAUAUACACAUGAUGUCACAUUUGAGUUACAUUUUGUACUCAAACUUAAGAUAGAGUAGAAAAAUACGUGUCUCAUAUUUUUUUUGAUGUCUGACGGACUAAUAUUUUAUUUAAAUGUCAUCUCUGUUUUUAAAGCAACAAAAAAAUUAUGUCUAAUUGUGAUUAGAGGAGCCUUUUUACACAGUUUUCGUUCUCGACGCUUAUUUCUCACUCUGUUUCUGAGUCCAUAGCUAUAAGGAGUUGUCUGCCUACCGCCUUUACAUUAUGUCAGUAUAGGAUAAUUAACAAUGUAACAUAACGGACUUGGUUAUACUAUUAGUGUAGUCAAAAAUAGUAAUAAGAGAUUUUAAGUCAAAGAAGCAAGUUGAAUUGUUUAAAAUGUGUUAUUAUUUAUGUCUUAAAGUAUUAAAAUGGUUAUUUCUUAUUAAUUAGUUUGUAAAUGAUGAUCGUCUGUAUAUUUAAUCGACCUCUUUUCUUUGUAUAUUUCUCUAAAAACCAAUAAAACAAAAUGUUUGAAACUUAAACGCUAUAUGUUUUUAUUAAUAUAUGCAUGCAUUUUUGUUCGAACUUUAAAAGACUGACAAUAUUUACUAAAUCAUCAAGACAGUCCUUUACUUAAAUGCACAAUAUGAAUACCUAGUGGUCUCUUAUAUUAUUAUAGUAAAUAGUAAUCUCUGAAAAGCAUUUUGAAUUAUCACUGUCAAACCAAUUUAAACUAGUUUCUAAUAAGGCAGUCUUACAAUGGUCACCUAAUUCUAGAUUUGAUUACGCAAAACUAAGAUUAGACACACUGUUGUCAGUAUCAUUGGCUUUUUAUAUAGAUAUAGUGAAACACUGAUGAGUAAAGUAUGAUCAACUUAUUGAUGAUUUAGGUGCACGUUGUGGGACACUGUUAGCUAUAAUUUCUACCAACUUGUAAGUAAUUAAUAUUGUUGCUAGUAAGUUAUAGUUGAUAUUGAUAUAAUAUUUUAUCAUUCUAAUAGACAGAAGAUGGUGAAUGUGGCAUGUUUUAUUGGUUUUUAGCAUGUUCAAUGUGAAUAUUUCUAUUUUCUACACUCUAUCGCAUUUUAUUGUAAUGGACUAAGUAGGUGUUAUUUUAAACAUUAUGCAAAAUGAAACAAUUGGAUUUCCACAAUUGUAAGUCAUUAUUAUUUUGACAAACAUAUAUGUUUAAAAUAAUUCAAGUAACUAUAAAACCUUAUAAUAACGUCGUUCAAUUAAGUCAUCUGGUAAAACAUUUUAUAAAAUAAAAUUAAGUCUGAAAUAAAAGUCGUACUUGAUUGCCACAGUUUCAAUUGCAUUUA
Spodoptera litura is the source of this 4990-nucleotide messenger RNA. It is a transcript of the gene crp, whose product is annotated as transcription factor cropped. NCBI's taxonomy places the organism in Eukaryota, Metazoa, Arthropoda, Insecta, Lepidoptera, Noctuidae. Gene Ontology annotation, cellular component: nucleus. The record is from RefSeq and is a predicted model, not a curated record. Gene Ontology annotation, molecular function: protein dimerization activity; RNA polymerase II cis-regulatory region sequence-specific DNA binding; DNA-binding transcription factor activity, RNA polymerase II-specific. Gene Ontology annotation, biological process: regulation of transcription by RNA polymerase II.